This is a messenger RNA of Cladocopium goreaui, 3066 nucleotides long. The record is from the annotation of a GenBank genome assembly. Lineage: Eukaryota; Dinophyceae; Suessiales; Symbiodiniaceae.
AUGGCAAAACGUUCACGCGUCCCUGCCACCGGUGAUGUACGGCGAAUUCUACUGGUGCAACUCGAUCACCUUGGCGACGCCGUCAUUACGUUGCGAACCUUACAUUGCCUGCGAGAACGAUUCCCCUGUGCGGCGAUCGACGUGCUGUGCAGCCCGUGGACUGCUGAAUUGUUCGACGCGGCGUCCGAUGCGUCGCGGGUGUUCGUAUCACAGAACAACCGCUUCUGCAGACAACGACGAUGGACGUGGUGGUUGAGCACACUACGUUGGGGGCUACGUUUGCGGCUGCGGCAGUACGAUGUCGCUUUUGACGUGCGGGGUGAGGCUCCCUUAGCGGCUUUGCUUUGGAUUCUAGGGGCCGGGUAUCGCGUGGGAUGGAAUUGCGGAGGGGGAGGCUUCUUCCUCACACACAGUCCCGCAUACUUACAAAACCGCUCCGAGUUCGCUUCUCGCGAGGCCUUGUGGACUACCCUGCCGCUUGAAGAUCUAGCGAGUUUGCACGGUGAGACUGAAACCCGAUUGGGUGUAGAUUCGUCGCGCAACCUGGCCAACGAUUUGAAUAUCGACGAUAUUGCGCGACGGAACGUGAAUCGCCGAUUGGCGAGCUUGCCACCGGAUGAGAAUGCGAGAAUUGUACUGCAUCUGGGAGCGGGUACCCCUGCCAAACGAUGGCCCCUUGAGCAUUGGCGAAGCUUGGUCGAACGACUCACGCUAGAUGGCCGCUCAACACUGAUUCUUGUCGGAACCCGCGAAGAGCAACCACUCUCCGAUGCCUUGAAAGCCAAUCACAACUCUGCUGUGGUCGCCGACUGGACCGGCGAGUUAGGCAUCAUCGAGCUGGCCUACCUGCUGGUACAGGCAGACCUCUUUAUCGGAGCCGACUCCGGGCCUGCCCACUUAGCGGCUUCCAUGCAGACCCCCACGGUCGUGCUGUUCAGCGGUACCAACAACGCAGAGCAAUGGCGGCCAGCGGGUAAUCAUGUUCGCGUGCUGAGCAGACGCGUGGCAUGUUCGCCGUGCCAUCGCUCUGAAUGCCGAUCUGAACGACACAUCGUUCGCGAAAAGGAGUUCGCGAUGAUUGCCCCCAUUCGCCUGGCUCAUUUCCGUGUGGAUGGUGGUCGUCGUGAUCUGCUACACAUUGCACAUGGCACACUGGUGGUGAACUCCAUGUUCGAUACAUUGCUCUCCUGUCUGGCAACCGGGGCGAUGGUCCUGGCCGCCUUCGGCGUUGGUCGCCCCUUACUGCGGUGGUUUGAGUUUGGGCGACACGACCGUUUCGCGAUUGCGGUAUGGAGUAUCUCACUCGGGCUGGUCGCGUGGUCGUUUGCGAUCAUGUUCCUCGGGUUUCUGGUGCUGCUCUAUCGUCCUCUGAUCGGCGUGCUGACGAUGACCACCUGUUUCGUCGGCCUCGGCGAAAUCAUUUCCGCGCUGCAGGCUGCGCGACACGGCGUCGUAUUCGACGGCUCCGACUUGGGAGAACCACGUGCUUCAAAGUUCAGGGCCUCGAGUUGGAACAUCGCAUUGGUACUGCUCGCGGGGGCCGUAAUUGUGGGGUCAGGCAUCUCCGCACUCGCACCCCCGACGGCCGGCGAUGCCCUCUACUAUCACUUGCAGCUUCCCAAAGUUUUUCUCGAACAGCACUGCCUGGCGUACCUGCCGCUUCACGAGAAGUCCACAUUCCCGUUGGCGGUUGAGAUGUGGUACCUGUGGGGGCUGGCGAUCGAGGGCCCAGUGGCCGCUCAGAUGUUGCAUUGGGUGGCCGGUAUCAUGGCCGCCGGAGCAAGUGUUCUGCUGGCACGCUCGCUGCUCGGAACCCAGUGGGCAUGGUUGGUCGGAGUCGUCGUGCUCUGUGUGCCGGGCAUUUCCAACCAGAUGACGGCGCCCCUAAACGACGUGGGCCUGGUUCUCCUCACCACGCUGGCCCUCACCGCUUGGCGGGAAGCCGUUCACGAACAGGAUAACGCCCUCGGCUUUCUGUUGGCCGGAGUCAUGCUCGGCGCGGCUGCCGGCACCAAGUACGUGGCGUUCUUGUUCGCGCUCGCUGUUGCCGUGCAAGUUCUCUGGCAAGCCAUCACGCAGCCGCGACUACGUCCCGUUCUGGCUCGCGGGGCAACAAUCGUGGCUUGCACCGCAGUGCUUGUCGGAGGGGCCUGGUUCGUUCGCGCGGCGUUUUAUCACGGAAACCCCGUGUACCCGUUCUUUGCCAAGUACAUCGGCGACGCGGCUCCCGAGGCUCUCGGUGAAAGCAAGACGCCGCUAUCUUGGAACCCGCUGAACGUGGUUGCCUCACCCUGGACGGUGACGAUGCAACCCGACCGAUUCGGCGGUCGAGGACACCAAUUGGGCGGACUCUUCCUGGCCUGCCUGCCAGGGCUGAUCUUUGUCCGCCGCCUGCGAGGUCUCGGUGCCCUGCUGUUCAUUUCUGCCGCCUAUGGCAUUCUUUGGUACGCACUGCGGCAAAACGUGCGCUUCUUCCUGCCGAUGGUUCCAUUACUCGCCACGGCCGUCGUGUGGCUAGUCGCUGAGACUGCCCGGAUGCCCAGGAUUCCCCGCUGGACCGCCAGAGCGGUUGUCGCGGUGCUUCUCCUGGUCGGGGCUAUCGUUCCGCUAUCUCGGGCAAGGCGGCACGUCGAAGUGGCCUGUGGGCUGCAGACGCGGCAGGAGUACCUCACCAAGCGUGAGCCAACUUAUCGGGCCGCUGAGUUGACGAAUCUUCUGCUACCCCCGGAUGCCCACAUUCUGAGCCUCGACUAUCGGGGGUUCUAUUUCAAUCACCCCGUGACGCGCGAGAAGAACUACGCCUUCCAGAACAACUACCUUCCCUUCAUCGAAGCUACAGGUCGGGUUGACGACUCGCUGACAAAGGCCGGAUUCACACACGUGCUGUUAGCCGAGAAUCUAGGGAACCACGGAAUCCAAUUCGACAACCGGUUAGCUCAGCUCGUCGAUCGCCAAAUCGCUCGCGAGUCUGUCGAAGACACCCGCCAUCUGAAAACCCUCCACGAUUACACCUACGAAGACAUCGAUGGUGUGCGACGACGCUAUCGUGUGAUUGCUCUGCGCUGA